CUGAGAGCAAUUGCAAUGACAAGAACCUAAGCAGCGUUUCUCAAUCUUCUGGGGUAUAUAAAACGUGUGGACCGCCUCCAUAAGCAGUUCAAACUUUUAACGAGCACCGAGCGGCACGCGACCGAUAAGAACCAAGCCAAGAAGUCAAGAUGCAAGCCUGUAAACUGUUUAUCUCAUUGCUGCUGGCAAUGCACUGCACUCAAGUGUUGCUGGCUGCCUGUGUGUGCUCGGAGAAGGGUACCGACUAUUGCCAAAGCUGCCAGGGACCGACAGUUGUGCGUCCCAAGCCCCGCUACUAUGAGCCCAGUGAUGUAAAUCUCUCGCCGAUCGGUGACAAUUGCUGGUGCAGCAAGCAGCUGAUUGAGCCCGCCCAACUGCCAAAGACCUGCGGAAAAACGACACCAUGCAAGCCCACCUGCUCAUGCCAACAAAGCACCGAUAGCUACAGCAGCAGCUCCAGCUCCAGUUCCAGCUAUGGCAACAUUGCCUAUUCGGCGGAGAAGACGGAAGAUAACAGUCCGGCCGCAGAUCCCAUUAGUGUGAGUUUGGCAGCCCAGGCUGGUAAGGCCAUCAAUGUGCCCGAGGCUAAGCUGGCCUUUGGAUUCGCCCAGAAGCCUGUGGAUGGUGUGCAAAAGGUUCACUUCUCCAAUGUGCCCGAGGAGAAUCUGUUCAAGCUGAAGAGCGAGGUCAUCACCCUGAAGAAGCCCAACUAUGUGGCCAAGCAGGAAGAGGAGGAGGAGUACAUCGAGGAGGAGGAGCAACAGCAGUCCUCCGACGAUGACCCAACACCACAGUUGACCUACAAGCAGCUGGGCUACAUCACCGAGCAGUACAAGAAUCCCAAAUUCAAGAAAAUAACCAGCUCCCGCUCGAGCUAUGCCUCCAGCAGCUACGCCUCCAAGAGCUCCAACGAUGGCUACGGCAAGGUGGCCGGCAAGGUUUCCGUUGACUGUGGCUUCAAGCCGGGCCGCAUUACCUCCUACCGCAAUGCGAAUCGCCAGGAGCCUGAUGCUGGCAGCUGCUAUUAGGCAUUGUCUGCCUCCUCUCACACUUCCGAUUGUAAAUAAUUAUUUAUUUAUGUUAAGCAAUGAAUGGAUGUUGCUUGGCUGUCCUAGAGCUUAAAUACAUUUGUGUACUAGAAUGUACUUUCCACUA
Messenger RNA from Drosophila guanche, 1155 nucleotides. RefSeq lists its product as uncharacterized. The record is from RefSeq and is a predicted model, not a curated record. Bases 150 to 1028 code for a protein of 292 amino acids. Lineage: Eukaryota; Metazoa; Arthropoda; Insecta; Diptera; Drosophilidae. The transcript is spliced from 4 exons.